GUCGGCGGUCGCGGGCUGUAUCCAAAAUGAGCACCACCCUGGUGAUGGGUCUCCUCUUCCUGGCCUGCACAUUCCUCUACAUUUCCGCAUGCAUCUCCACCUCCGUUCGAUCCCCCUGCCCGCCGGAGGAGAGCUGCCCCCAGACGGAGGGGCAGUCUACUGCCAUUUGCGGCUUGGACGAGGACGGGAACUGCAUUCGAAAGUAUCCGUCCAAGUGCCUCAUGGACAUUGCGGCCUGCCACGCGGGAAGAACAUUCACGGACUACAGCAGUGUCUACUGCGCCAUGGAAUCGUUCCUGUGCGAACAGUCAUCCACAUACGAGAGGUGGACAGUUUUCUUUGGCUACGAAAAGGAUUAGGAGAUUCCAUGGAGAUGCCCAAAACAUUUGUACAAUAUUUAAUUAAUUAUGUAUUUCUUGGCCCAAAAUGUUCCUUAAGCUAUUCCUAAUCGAAAAUUGAAAAAUGAUUACAGAUUAACCAGAAAAAAACA
This is a messenger RNA of Drosophila persimilis, 490 nucleotides long. RefSeq lists its product as uncharacterized. Bases 27 to 359 code for a protein of 110 amino acids. The transcript is spliced from 3 exons. The record is from RefSeq and is a predicted model, not a curated record. Lineage: Eukaryota; Metazoa; Arthropoda; Insecta; Diptera; Drosophilidae.